This is a messenger RNA of Pangasianodon hypophthalmus (striped catfish), 9433 nucleotides long. RefSeq names its product collagen, type XXVII, alpha 1b (gene col27a1b). The record is from RefSeq and is a predicted model, not a curated record. Gene Ontology annotation, molecular function: extracellular matrix structural constituent. The transcript is spliced from 61 exons. NCBI's taxonomy places the organism in Eukaryota, Metazoa, Chordata, Actinopteri, Siluriformes, Pangasiidae. The coding region runs from base 412 to 5487 and encodes 1691 amino acids. Gene Ontology annotation, cellular component: basement membrane.
UCUCUCAGUCAGCUGAGGGCGACAGAGGGAGGCUAGCUUCUCCCGCGUCCCAAAUCUCCCUCCUUCACUUUACCGUCCUUUGGCUUCAGACAUCGACUUGCGAGCUUCUUGUCUUUUUGAGAACCAUGUCUUCACCAAAAUGGACUUAUCUUUUUUUGCUACAGUCUUGCGGAACGCUUGGUUUCUCAUGGAGUCCCCUAUACCGUGGCUAGUGAAGGAACCACCUCGCUUCGGCACUCGGGAGGGAGUACGAGCUGUAGUCGCAUACUAGCGCAUGCACUUCCACACUUUUCCGUUAACUUGAGACCCUCGUCGAGAACUUAAGGGAUAUUUGGGCAUGGAAAUGCUUCCCACAAAGCUGUCAUGUCUUGGCCGUAGUAAACCCUUUCAAAAAAGAAUGAAGUAACCGCAAUGGAGCCGGAUAAUGCCCCGCACUCCAAACUCAGACAGGCUGGAGUCGGGGGGAGAAUCUUAUUUCUCUGCACGGUCCUCUACUGUACUUGCUAUCUAGGGUUGGCCCAGGUACAGUCUGAAGAUGUGGAUAUCCUCCAAAAGCUGGGCCUGGUGGGAAAACGACCUUCAUCAGGGACACGAUCCACUCUGUCAGGCGUCAUUCCCUUCAAGUCAGGAGUUAUCCUCACCCAGCGGGUGCGAAUCGAAGUGCCUGUGAACUCCGUGGUGCCAGUCCCGUUGAGCACGGAGUUCUCCCUGAUCUUCAGCAUCUGCUCACAUCGCAUCAAUAAUGCUUUCCUCUUCACCAUUGUGUCAAAGAGGAAGAGACUACAGCUAGGGGUGCAGUUCAUCCCUGGGAAAAUUGUAGUCUAUGUUGGCCAAAAGAACUCUGUAUAUUUUGAUUAUGACAUUCAUAAUGGCCAGUGGCACAACCUGGCUUUGGGCAUCCAACCCCAAAGGGUCACUUUAUAUACUUCUUGUGGGAAGACAAGUGUACAUGCAAAUUUGCAUUUUAAAAAUGAGGAAACUCUGGAUCCAGAAGGCUCCUUUCUUUUAGGCAAAAUGAGCCAGAACUCAGUGCAGUUCGAAGGAGCAAUCUGCCAGUUUGACAUACAUCCUUCUGCCAAGGCAGCUCACAACUAUUGUAAGUACAUUAAAAAACAAUGCAGGGAAGCUGACACCUAUCGAGCGAACCUACCGCCACUUUUACCGCUGCUGCUCCUGGAUCCCAAUAUCUCCGUCACUCUACGGACCCCGAUGACCAUAACUGAGCUAAUCGACAAAGGUUUUACUCCCAGCCUGUCACAGGAUAAAACAAGGAUUAAUGCUGAAAUCUCAGGAGGACUUAAUACGUCCAUUCAAAUGACAUCCCAGUAUGGUUCCUUGUCUCUCUCUGUGCAUGGAACGGUGCCUCCAAGGUUGUCCAGACCAACUCUGCAGAUUCCCACACAGGCCAAAACACCAACUGUCACCCCCCUCCUUAGGACCAGGGCAUCCCCAACAUUCCCCAAGCCCACCCAGCAGAGCAGUCCCAAAAAGGGAAUAACUAUAAAACCCCAUAAAUCUAAAGAUAACGACAUGCCUGUGACAGCAAAACCAACCAGAAAGAAGUUAGAAAGUGUUCAACCUUCAGCAGCGACCAAACCUACCAGUGUUUUGCCCAACUCAAAAAGGCAGCUGACUACUAUAGCAGUGAAGAGAUCUGUUCCAGAGGUGACCACCUUUCGGUACUCCAAGCCAAACUCUUUUGUACCUGUCACCCCUGCGGCCACAGAUGGGCUUCAAACAUUUGACCUGGAACCGACCCAGUUUUCCCUCCUGGUUGGACCACCUGGACUAAAAGGAGAGCCAGGACCACCGGGACCUCCAGGGGAACCUGGGAAGCCAGGAUUACCAGGGAAAAGAGGGCCUCGGGGUCCUCCAGGUCCACAUGGAAACCCAGGUCGCCCAGGGCCUAAAGGACUCAAGGGAAAAAAGGGGGACCCUGGACUCUCCCCUGGCAGAGUGCCAAAUGGAGCAAAAGGGGACCCUGGGAUAGUGGGACCACCCGGACCACAUGGACAAGCAGGUCGAAAAGGACAAAAAGGUCAUCCUGGUCCACCUGGCCAUCCUGGAGAGCCUGGGGAGCAAGGGCCAGAUGGAAACCCGGGUGCCAAAGGUUAUCCUGGCAGGCAGGGAUUGCCUGGGCCAAUGGGAAAUACAGGACCAAAAGGAGUUCGGGGCUUCAUCGGAAUCCCAGGGCUCUUUGGUCUCCCAGGACCUGAUGGAGAAAGAGGUAUUCCUGGUGUUCGUGGGAAGAAGGGCAAGAUGGGUAGGCCGGGCUUUACUGGGGAUUUUGGCGAGCGAGGACCACCAGGGCCUGACGGAAAUCCAGGAGAACUGGGUCCACCUGGUCCUAGUGGAGUACUUGGCCUUAUUGGGGACAUGGGACCUCUUGGAAUCAUGGGUCUUCCAGGGCCUGUUGGACCCAAGGGGGUAUCAGGGAAUCCAGGAGAGCCAGGACUGAAAGGUGAUAAGGGGGAAAUUGGUUUGCCAGGAGAGCCUGGAGAGCCUGGAUUCCAAGGUGACAAGGGUAUUCAGGGUUUGCCGGGAAUGCCAGGCAUCCGAGGGAAGCCAGGGCCACAGGGGAAACCUGGAGAUCAUGGACCAGAUGGUUUGCCUGGCCCUCCAGGCCCAGAGGGAUUUCCAGGUGAUAUCGGACCACCAGGGGAGAAUGGCCCAGAAGGUCCAAAGGGGAAGUCAGGAGCAAGGGGAAUACCUGGUCCAAGAGGAGCAGCUGGACAAGAGGGUGAUGAAGGACCAGUUGGACCAGCCGGGCCCCCAGGACUGGAGGGUAGGCCUGGGAGGAAGGGAUUCUCAGGAAAACCAGGAGCAGAUGGGCCCCAGGGCGAGCCUGGAAUAACUGGAAAUGUUGGGAUGCUUGGUGACAGGGGACUUGAGGGAUUUAAAGGGCCUCCUGGUGAGACUGGGCUUCCUGGAGAGAAGGGAGAUCGGGGAGAGACUGGUCAGCCAGGGCCACCAGGAGAAAGUGGACCGAUGGGACACACAGGAACACCAGGUGAGAGAGGACCACCUGGCCUACCAGGAAUACCUGGCCCUCCUGGUUCUAGAGGUCUCAGUGGCAGUAGAGGACCCAAAGGCAGAAGGGGGCCAAGGGGGCCUGAAGGACCACCUGGGGAGAAUGGGUCAGUGGGGCGCAAGGGUCUGGAUGGUCCACCAGGGAAAUUGGGUUUAACAGGCCAGAAGGGAAAAAUUGGUGAACCAGGGGAAGCUGGACCACCAGGAUACCCAGGUAUCCAAGGACCCUCCGGAAUACCAGGAGCAAAGGGAAUUCCAGGAAUGCCUGGACCUUCAGGGCCAACAGGAACAAUAGGCCCUUUGGGAGAGAUUGGCUUGAUGGGCCCACCAGGAAAAGUCGGGGAAGUGGGCCUACCUGGAGAACCUGGAGAGAAGGGAGCUGUCGGGCCUCCUGGGAACAUCGGUGAACCUGGCUUGAUUGGAAUAAGAGGCGAGCAUGGGCUCAGCGGAGAAGCCGGGCAGAGUGGCCCAGAUGGAGCCAAGGGCGAAAAGGGUGACAUGGGAGUAGAGGGCGAGCAAGGAGAAAAAGGAGAAAUGGGACUGAAAGGAAAGGAGGGGCCACCUGGAGAGCCUGGCCUAGUUGGCGUUAGGGGUCCUGAAGGCAAACCUGGCAAAAUAGGUGAAAGGGGAAAACCAGGAGAGAAGGGUAGCAAAGGUCACGAGGGUCACCUUGGCGAGACUGGACCAGUUGGUGAGCGGGGUCCUGUGGGUUUCCCUGGGCCAAAGGGAAACAGAGGAACCAUCGGAUUUGUGGGUGCACCAGGAAGAAUGGGCCUACAAGGAAAUCCAGGCCUGCAGGGAUAUGAAGGUCACCAGGGAACUCAGGGUCCAAUUGGACCCCCAGGACCAAAAGGUGCAAAGGGUGAACCAGGGGAUGAUGGGAAGAUUGAAGGCCCUGCUGGUCCUCCAGGUGACAUCGGCCCUGUUGGUCUAAGAGGAGUCAGAGGAGGACCUGGUGACCCUGGCUACCCAGGUCAGCAAGGUAUAGAUGGUGAAAGGGGCAAACUUGGAGCUCCUGGAUUGCCUGGAAACCCUGGUCCAAGAGGCAUUCCGGGACCCAAAGGAUCCAAAGGCGAUCGAGGCCCAAAAGGCAAAAAGGGUGCUCAAGGUGAAACUGGCAGCAGAGGGUCUUCUGGUCCUGUUGGUCCCCCUGGUCCCAGAGGGGUCGUCGGUCGAGAGGGACCUGAGGGAAGUCCUGGCAUGGAUGGAGCACCUGGAAAAGAUGGGUCUAAAGGAAUACCAGGGGAACAGGGAAGUGAUGGAGAAGUGGGUUUACCUGGAAAGACGGGGCUACGUGGCCAAACAGGACAACCUGGCUUACAAGGGAGUCAAGGUUCCUUUGGACCAAAGGGUGAGAGAGGCCUACCAGGUGAGAUUGGACCUAUUGGCAAGCGUGGAAUCCCUGGAACCAUGGGGAUGCAAGGGAAACAAGGCAACCAUGGAGACAAAGGCCAACCUGGUGAUCCUGGUGAGCGGGGAUUGUCUGGAGCUAUUGGAAUCUUUGGACCUAAGGGUCCACCUGGUGAUGUUGGUCCUGCUGGUAUCCAGGGACCACGAGGACCCCAGGGUUUGAUGGGAUCGAGAGGUGCCAUCGGACCAGUCGGGAUCAUUGGGCCCAGCGGUUAUCCAGGACCCCAGGGGGACAAAGGAAGUCGAGGGGAGAUGGGUGUACCAGGACCAAGGGGCCCUCAAGGUCCUCGUGGCCCACCAGGACCCCCAGGUCCCCCUGCUUCUUCUCUGUCUCUUAAGAACGAGGCACUUGGUGCUGCUUUUCAAGUCAUAUUUGAUUCCUACUCUGCACUGAGGUCUGAGACAUACUCAGACAUAGACCUCCCCAUGCUAGACCAGGGAACCGAGAUCUUUAAGACCCUUCACUACCUCAGUAACCUGAUCUACAGCAUCAAGAACCCACUGGGAACGCAGGAGAACCCAGCCAGGAUGUGCCGGGACCUGCUGGACUGUGAGCGCCGAGUGAACGAUGGCACUUAUUGGAUUGACCCAAACCUGGGCUGCUCCUCUGACACAAUUGAAGUCACCUGCAAUUUCACAGGCGGAGGUCAAACCUGCCUGAGACCGCUCACUACAUCCAAGUUGGAGAUGGGUGUAGGAGUCAUCCAGAUGAACUUCAUUCACCUGCUGAGCUCAGAGGCAGUGCAGCUUCUCACCAUCCACUGCCUGAACAUGUCUGUGUGGGCAGAAGGGGCAUCCAGACCUCCAUCCCACAAUGCUGUGAGCUUCAAGGCCUGGAAUGGAGAGAUAAUCGAGGCUAGAGGACUCAUUCAGCCUGAACUGCUAAAGGACGAAUGCUGGAUGAAGGACGGUCGGUGGCAUCAGACCCAGUUCCUUUUCCAGACACAGGAGCCCAACCUGUUGCCUAUAGUCGAUGUGCUGAACCUCCCAAACAAAAAACCAGGCUUCAAUUAUCACCUGGAGGUGGGACCUGUCUGCUUCAUAUAGAGCACAGAAGGAAAGAACAGAGAGGAGUAGGACUACAGCUUUGUGCUCUGAGAUUUUUGGGCUCUCCCUGCUCAGAUCUGGACUGCUGACUCAGCAUGGAGGAAAAUGAGAUCCAGAGCAUCUUGAAAGUAAACAAGACUUCUCAAGCUGGAGGCUAAAAUGGACAAAAAGCUCAUUUCUUUAAAGGACUACUUUCUCUCUUCAGCUGAUUUUAAAAGAAGACUUUAAGAAACUUUGAGCAAUCCGUCUCAAGCUGCCAAAAGAGUUAAUUUAUUCACACAUUUGUGCUUUACGCACAAGAUUUCCUGUUACAGAUGGGUGCCGAAUUGGAAGUUCAACACGUAUUUGCAUUUACAGUACUUAUUUUGUAUCUAUUUUUUUUUUUUACACAUGAACAUAUGUAUUUAUAUGUGUAUGUAUAUUUUUUUGUAAAGUGCAAUGUGAGAGAGAUUUUGUUGUAUAAAGGUGAAUCCUAUAUUUGGCUGUUAAAGUGAAAUAAGGUUUACUGUCACUCAUAUUGACUUUUCUUCAGGUUUGGUGCAUAAGUGUGUCUGUGUGUGUGGGUGUCUGUUUCUCUGUCUGUAGGUCUCGUUCUAAUGAUACUUGGUGGAUUCCGGGUUAUACAGUCCCCUCCGAAAGUAUUGGAAUGGCAAGGCCAAUUCUUUUGUUUUUGCUAUACACUGAAGACAUUUGAGAUUGAGAUCAGAAGUUGAACAUGAGAUGAUAGAUCAGAAUUUCAGCUUUCAUUUCCUGAUAUUUACAUCAAGAUGUGUUACAACGUAGAACGUGGCACCUUUGGUGGCAGACCACCCAAUUUUUAGGUGAGCAAAAGUAUAGGAACAGAUAGUCUUACAGUGAAUGAAAGUAAAUCACACUUAAUAUUUGAUUGCUCACAGUAACUGCAUCAAGCUGGCGACCCACUUACAUCACCAGCACCAGCAUUUUUCUGUAAAUUGGCAGACAGAAUGUUUCUGUAGACUUCUGAAUUCAUUUUGCUGCUACCAUCAUGAGUUAUAUCAUUAAUAAAGAAUAGCGAGCCCUUUACAGAAGCAGCCAUGCAAGCCAAAGCCAUGACACUACCUCCACCAUCAUAUGUUUUGGAUGAUGAGCAGAUCUUUUCCUUCUCCAGACUUUGGCCUUUGCAUCACUUUGGUCGAGGUUAAUCUUGGUUCCAGAACUUUUGUGGUGAAUCUCUGUAUUUCUUGGCAAAUUCCAAUCUGGCCUUCUGAUUCUUACUGCUGAUGAGUGGUUUGCAUCUUGUGGUAUGGCCUCUAUAUUUCUGCUCUCAGCAGUGGAUUGUGAUCGCUUCACUCCUGCUCUGUGGAGGUUGUUGGUGAUGAUGUUUUUGGGUUUUUGUUCACAGCUCUCACAAUGUUUGUCAUCAACUGCUGCUGUUUUCCUUGGCCGACCUGUUCGAUGUCUGGCUGUUAGUACACAAGUGGUCUCUUUCUUUUUCAGGAAAUUCCCAAUUAUUGUACUGGUUAUGCCCAGUGCUUGUGCAAUGGCUCUGGCUGAUUUUCCCUCUUUUCUCAGGUUCAAAAUGACUUGCUUUUCUCCCUUAGACAGCUCUCUCGGCUUCAUGUUGGUUUAUCCUUUUUUAACAACAAAUGCAGUCUUCACAGGUGAAACCCAGGGCUCACAUUCAGAGCCAUUAAUCCUGUAAACAAUUAAUCUAACAGGCACACCUGGACAUCAAGAAAUACCUGUCAGGCACAUUUUCCAAUAUUUUUGAUCACUUGAAAAAUGGAUGGGUUCAAACAAAAGGUGCCAUGUUCUAAGUUGUUUAACACAUCCAGAUGUAAAUAUCAGGAAAUGAAAGCUGAAAUUCUGUUCUCUCAUCUCAUAUUCAUCUUUUGAUCUUAAACCAAAAUGUCUUCAGUGUAUAACAAAAGAACUGGCCUUGCUGUUCCAAUACUUUCAGAGGGGGACUGUAUGUUAAGGUCAGGAAUAACUGUGCAUAAACAUAUGCAUACACACAUACACAAACACACUCAACAUACACAACAUGUAACUCAUCAGGUUUAGUUCACAUCGAUGGAGGUGGUUUCAAGCUUGAAAGUAUCAUUAAAUGUCUACCUCCGAUCUCACAUUUUAUGGUGCUCUAGGAAUAUCAGCUUUAAAAAAAAAAAAAAAAAAAAAAAAAAAAAAACUACAUGCGUGUCCUGUGGUUGAAUUGCCUUUGAAACAUGGUUUGUGCUGACAUCCAACAAGUGUCUAUAGAUGAAGUGCCUUUUAUACUUUGAAAGGGAAUAUUUUUGUAUAAACAGAAAAAAGAAAAAAGUGUCCUUUUUAUACAGCCAUCUUGCCUAGAACAUUUUUGAUGUAUGCCUUGUGUACAAAUCCUUGAAUUCUGCUAAGAUGUCAAUCAGAAAAGAGAAGUGAUUUAUGUUUUCCUACUUUAUUCCGUCUGAAAACUGGACAUAUCCAGUGUUUUAUUAUCUGUACUACUAAACAUGGUCUACAUAUGAAUCCCCAUUGCUAUAAAAUAAUAAUCAGAAAUGCAAAGUCUCCUGUUGGCAUGUGAUCCAUAAGCCCUGUCUGACUGCACACGUGAUCAUUUGACGUUGAAAAAGUGCCCUUGACUCGAAAUAAAAUGUGUCUGUGCACGAAUACGAUACACAAUUUUGCCAUGGAUCAUUCUAAUUGAAAUUAAGGGCACUAAGCCUUUCCACUAAAAGCUGCACCCAUGACCCUGAUUAGAAAUGUAUUUUAUUCUAUUACCUUUUUUUUCUUUUCUUUUUCCCAUCAACUCUGACCAACUUAGAGAUACAUGAAAUAUUUGUGGUGCGAACAGCUUUAUUGUGAGCCAUGUUGUCUCAAAACAAGGGGGUGUUCAAGGCAUUUUUGAUUUGUUGUGAGUACAUUUUAGGAUUCUGUGUUUGUGUGCUCCUUUUUACGAUAACCCAUGUGUGCUGUGACUGUAUUUGCCCCCCCACAAUUACCCAAAUUAUAGCUGUCCAUGUCUGUGAAUAUUUUCCAUUUCUUCCAGUAUGUUUUAUGGAUGGAAUACCUCAUGUUUCAAACCAAGGAAUGUUUUAUUUUUUUGUUUCCUGAAUUUGUGAACAGAAGGUUGAAGUCACAAUCAAAAUCAAAAUCCUCCUCAUGUCUGUACCAUGCUCAAUAUUCCUCAGCCAUUUCACCCUCUUAUUUACCUCUGAAUAAACAACUGGGUGUUCAGUAAAUGUCUAUUCUAUUCUACAUCCAGAUCCUAAACAUGAGUUUCAUAAACAAAUGCCUCAACUGCUUCAUUUCUGCUAUUGAGAACUGUUUUAGGCUCAUUUCUACUCAGAAACCAGGAGGAGGCGCUGCUGCAUCAUGUUAAUAAUCUGUGCAUUGCAGCAAUCAUUUCUCAUUUUUAUUUUGUGAUAGAAUAGAACAACUAAUAAAAUAGAAUUAGGUAUGUGUAUAUGGUAUUUUAAAUCAAGAUAUAAUAUCAUUAGAGUGACAUAAUUAUGUUACUUUUUUCCAAAGAAAAAGGAGAAUACAGUUGGAGGACUGCUAAAUGUCCAAAUACCCGCAUGUUGUUGUGGGAUUGAAACUCACAACCCUCUGAUCACUGGCACAAAAAUAAGCAGUGUUCCUAUAUAAUAUGGCCCAAUAUAUAAAACCCAUACACCUAGUUAGGUACUGAAGUCAUUUUAUUGAUGGUGAAAUAUGGUUUCAUACAUAUAUCAGUUAAACCACCAAGUAAAAGCUCCAACGUGCUCCCGUUUUGUUUGACCGUAAACCUAACUGACUAGCCUUAAAAGUUGUAGCUAAUGUAACGUAAUAACUUAUUACCAGCUAGUUAGCUAGUUAAGUGUAAACCUAACUGACAAGCUUUAAAGGUUGUAGCUAAUGUGCCAUAAGCAGUUAGCUAGUUAAGUGUAAACCUAACUGAAAAGUGUAAACCUAACUGACUAGCUUUAAAGGUUGUAGCUAAUGUGACACAGUAACCUAUUACCAG